Messenger RNA from Aspergillus affinis, 618 nucleotides. RefSeq lists its product as uncharacterized. The transcript has a single exon. Bases 1 to 618 code for a protein of 205 amino acids. NCBI's taxonomy places the organism in Eukaryota, Fungi, Ascomycota, Eurotiomycetes, Eurotiales, Aspergillaceae. The record is from RefSeq and is a predicted model, not a curated record.
AUGAAUUGCCCGAGAACUUCAACUGAAUACAGUUCAUCUGUAUACACUGGAAAUGAAAGACAAGCUUCGCCUGAUCGCCCUGGCACGCCCAGUUCGUUCGAAUACAACCUGACAUUACAGGGUGGACGUAGCUCAGCUACAGAGAUGCUACCCUCCAAUAUCCAACAAACGAAAAAAGAGCGUCUUACCGAGUCGAAGGAAUACCUGAGGGCGGUCUUCGAUGCAUCCUCCCUCCGGGCCGAAAAUACAUGGCUUCAUCGGAUUAGAAAGUCAGCUAUCACCCUCCAGGAAGGAACCGUUGAUCCAACGGUGGAGUGCCUUGCUCAAGGUACAGCCCAGAUUCAUGGAGCACUUACACAGUUCUAUAUCGCCUUUUUUGCUGUUGAACAAACCCUCCGCCUUCUAAAUGAGCCCGCCGUGGCUGACGUUGAAGCCACUUUACGAGAACUUACGUCCGCAUUCGAAGCAUAUCGUGAGGGACUGGAAAAGGUUCGCCGUGCGGGGACUGAUUUGGAAAACGGUCAAAUGUUAUUCUCCAAUCAGCUAUUUCACACGAACCAGAGCUUUGAACAAUUUUUUAAGAUUGACGAUGAUGAGAUGUCACAACUACUACUGUGA